ACUUGUAUGGAGAGGACUGUUGGCCUCUGAAGGGAUAGAGCUGUUCAGGCCCAGCCUGCUGCUCCUUCUCUGCUUCUCUCCUUUUUUCUUUUCCUCUCUCACUCUCUCUUCCUGUCCUGUCUGUUUAAGGGGAGAAAGAUUGGGCAAAUUCCUUCAAGCUACUUUACUUCAGGUUUCUGUGGGAUUUAAACAUGCACACUGAAGUUUUGGUACAGUCCAUGUUGGUGCCGUUGUUUCUCAUUCUGCUCUCUACCGUGGAGGACACUUUGUUACAGUCGGUGAGCCAGGUGGGUGGUGAGUGUAGGCUGUCCGCGGAGUCAUCCCUGCGCCGCUGCCGGACACCUAAUGGCAAGAUCUGCAGUGGGCGGGGCCAAUGUGACUGCGGCAUCUGCAUCUGCGAAGCAAGAGAUCCAGGGAAGUUCUUUGGACCACACUGCGAGUGCCAUGACUGGGUGUGUGCCACAUAUAACGGGAAAACGUGCAAUGACCGCGGCUACUGUGACUGUGGGAUGUGUGAGUGUGAUGACGGCUGGUCCGGAGAUGCCUGCCAGUUCCAGGAGGAGUGUAACCUACCCAACAAGAAGAGCAAAGAGCUCUGCAAAAACCCUCAGGGGGUGGUGUGCUCCAACAGAGGCACCUGUCAGUGUGGCAGCUGUAUGUGUAACAGCGAGGACAACAGGGGUCUGGUGACGGGACGUUUCUGUGAGUGUGAUGACAGCGAGUGCCUGGAAGAAGACACCGGAGAGGUGUGUGGAGGCCACGGCCAGUGCUACUGUGGAAACUGUUACUGUGCUGCUGGUUGGCAUGGAGACAAAUGUGAAUUCCAGUGUGACAUCAGCCCAUGGGAGAGCAAGCGAAGAUGCACAUCUCCAGAUGGCAAAAUCUGCAGCAACAGAGGUACCUGUGUGUGUGGGGAGUGUAGCUGCCACGAUGUAGAUCCCUCAGGCGACUGGGGAGAUAUUCAUGGAGACACAUGCGAGUGUGAUGAGAGAAACUGUCAUGCAACCUACGACCGAUACACGGAUGACUUCUGCUCCGGUCAGGGCCAGUGUAAUUGUGGCAGGUGUGACUGCAAGGACGGAUGGGCCGGGAAGAAGUGCGAGCAUCCUCUGUCCUGCUCCCUGUCUCUGGAGAGCAGUCUGAAGAAGUGUCGCGGAACGUCCAAUUUGCCCUGCUUUGGACGAGGUCAGUGUCAGUGUGGACAGUGUACCUGCCACCCACCGGGGGACAACCGAGUUCACGGCAAAAUCUGUGAGUGUGACGACCGGCAGUGUGAGGACAUCAGUGGAGAGGUCUGCGGAGGUCACGGUUUCUGUUCAUGCGGACGCUGCAUCUGCCAGGAGGGCUGGUUCGGGAAGCUGUGCCAGUUCCCCAGGUCCUGUGACAUGAGCGACGCCCAGAGCAAGGAGCUCUGUGAGACAUCUGACGGAGUCGUGUGCAGCGGGAAAGGAUCCUGUCACUGUGGACAAUGCAUCUGCUCCGCCCAAGAGGGGUGGGUGUCCGGAGAGUUCUGCGAGUGUGACGACCGAGAGUGUGACAAACACGAUGGACUCAUCUGUACAGGGAACGGGCUGUGCAACUGUGGCAGCUGUGAGUGCUGGGACGGCUGGACAGGGAACGCCUGCGAGAUCUGGGUGGGAGCAGAGUACUGACGAGAAGAGGACACUUGAGUUUAGAGACAAGAGGACUGGGCUACCCGGAGCGACCAGAGACAGUCGGAUGGUCACCACCAGACCGGUUGGAAACCAAGUUAGGAAGAAGACUAAACGGAGAGGAAAAUUCUGCAUAUGAUAAACAGCAUUCAUUCUUUUAUUGUACUGGUUACAAGUUUUCCUUUUAAAACUGUAAAACUGGGUGUUGUAGGUAUAAAAGAAACAAAAAUAUUACCAUGUUCACAAACAGUGUUAUGUUUAAUUGUUAUAUAAUGUAGAAAAGCUUUGAAGAUGAAUUCACAUAAAAUGAUGCAAGUACAAAUGCAAAUGAUGGAAAGAAGAAUAAAUAUUAAGGUUGUCUUUAGAAUAUGAGGGAUACUUGUUGACUGUACAUUAGAAGUGGACGUAGCCGCUUGGUUCAAAAGCAAAGCCAGUACUGAAGUGCCAACAGCUGCAUUCUGUCUGAUGGCCUGUAGGGGGCAACUCCAAUAAUCGCAAAAAGAAGUCAAAUUGUAUGAAGAAUUGGAAAAUUGACCUGACUUCCAGGUUGAUUCAUUAGCUCUGUAAGCAUUUCCCUAAGAUGUGUAUGACAUCAAAUGUUAGUUUAAAGUCUUGUUCAACAUGGUGCUGGUUUUGUUUAAUAUGGUCACAUUUAGAGUAAAGUUGUCAAUAAAGCAGGGGAUGGUUUUGGGCGGGGACACUUGGGAUUGACAAGUCCCUUCCACAGUCAACAAGGUUAGAAUGAAAUAAGGUGUAUCCAUCCUCCCAUCCAAUAUGGUCAUUUAAAAAAAAACUUGGCAAAGGCCAAACUGUCAACUUAAAGGGAUAUUACGGCGUUCCAAUAUUUCAGACAUACUUUGAUUGUAAAAAUGUUGGAUAUUAAUACAAAAUGUUUUGAAUCACUCCAAGAAUGUCCGAGUAAUCCCUCAGUCUUCAGAGCUCAGUGUGCAGGUUGCUCUAAACUUCAGGUUUGAGACAAUUUUUUAAACCAUGGAGAUUUUGUGACACCGCAGUGUCACGUAACUCCUUAUAUGGUCAUGUAACCGAGGUACAGGGGAACAACGACACGCCCCAGGGUUUUUGGAGAACAAAGUGAGCUUGAAGUAAGCGGGGCCCUAAAGAGACAGUACCUGAAAUUGGUCAUCUAAGCAAGAUUAGAAAGAUUAGGGUUUUUUUUGUUUUUUUUUGGGGGGGGGGGUUGUAUAUCAUGCAAAGCUACUACAGAGGUUUUACAAUUUGAAAGUAUAAAAUUUGCCUUGACAAUAAUAAGGGCACUUAAAGCUCACAAACAAACAGGACAACAAGGCGGCUACGUCUGCUUCUUUUAUACUGUCUGAAGAGAUGCUGCAGGGGUUAAUGUAGGUUUGUUUUUUAAUGCUGGUUGUUCAAAACCUGUAAAGAAAGUCACACACGAGGUGGAGACAGAGGUUACUGUUUGAGGUUUUUAUUUCUUUUUUUUAAUAAUAAAACAUUAAAUGUGCCGCAUGACACAACAUUUUGCAUGGAAAACAAUGCGAAGACCUUAAUCAUACAUGGUUACAAAUUUGUUAUAACAUGACAUAACUCCAAUGGGCAUACUUGCAAUGGUAUAUAUAUAUAUAUUUCAUUUUGAAAAUAAAUCAUUUUUAAAAGUGCCUAUUCUUCUCCAACGGGGGGAAAUCAAACCAAACAAUUUACCAUGAUAACUCACGCGGUACUGAAGCUACGGUCCAAGACAGACAAAUCUCACUCAAACUCAUACUAGUGACAAGGUUCAAUUUCUAGGUGGAGGAAACAAAGAGAGGGCAUACAUAGUUCAGUUGUGGCAUGCUGGACGUCCAUGUCAUUUCAAAAAAGGUGGCGUCAGGGGAUGAGAGCUGCAUUGACACAAGAGCUCAGUCACCACUCGAAAAGAGGACCAAUAAGAAGUCACAAAGAAAAUUUAAUGUAAAUUCUACUUUGGCCUUUUUCAUGCUUAAACUAGCCAACCCCCCCCCCCCCCUGUUUACUUUGUCCCAUCCGAAAUGAAAGGUGCAAUAAUAUACUGCACACUAUAUUGCAUUAAGUAUGUGACUGACAUUACAGUACAGUACACCCUUUAUAUAAAUAGUUUAAUCAACAUGUUGUAUAUGUGUUAUACAACAAACACAAACUGUAUAGUGUAGACAAACUCGUUGCAUAUAUGUAUGUAAAAUUAGCGGUACAUACCAACAGUUCUUGAUAGACAUACCCUACUACAUGCAGUUCAUCGAUGCCAUCCUCUCCUCAUGCAACAGAUGGGACAGUGUACAAAAUAAGACGUAGAAAACAGAAGCGACAGAAAGGAACUUGGUGUGCGAGAAUAUUCUGAAGAGAGGGACAGAAAAACGUAAAAGU
This is a messenger RNA of Labrus bergylta (ballan wrasse), 4007 nucleotides long. It is a transcript of the gene itgbl1, whose product is annotated as integrin, beta-like 1. Lineage: Eukaryota; Metazoa; Chordata; Actinopteri; Labriformes; Labridae. Gene Ontology annotation, cellular component: cell surface; focal adhesion; integrin complex. The record is from RefSeq and is a predicted model, not a curated record. Gene Ontology annotation, molecular function: integrin binding. Gene Ontology annotation, biological process: cell-matrix adhesion; cell adhesion mediated by integrin; cell migration.